Messenger RNA from Arachis stenosperma, 519 nucleotides. RefSeq lists its product as uncharacterized. Gene Ontology annotation, molecular function: zinc ion binding. The transcript has 2 exons. NCBI's taxonomy places the organism in Eukaryota, Viridiplantae, Streptophyta, Magnoliopsida, Fabales, Fabaceae. The record is from RefSeq and is a predicted model, not a curated record. Bases 1 to 519 code for a protein of 172 amino acids.
AUGGCUAGUGGAGGGACGACGUCAACUGGAAGUCGGAGACGUUGUGGAAGAAGCAUGAAUGGCGAGUUGAGUGCUGACAGUGGGACGAUUCGAAUCGGGAGGGGUCGACUGAGAAAAGGAGAACAUCCCAAGUGCUUCUGCAGGACAUUAGCUGUAAUAUGCAGGUCGCGGACGGCAGAAAACCCGAAUAGGUUGUUCUUUGGUUGUCCCUAUUUCAAGGAGAAACAAGGUUAUUGUAAAUUUUUUGCUUGGUUUGAUGAGAUUUUUGGGUAUGCGAUGGAGGAUGUAGUGGAAGGGCAUAGAUUGGCUUAUGUGGACAGUGGUGCGGUUGAUGAAGGUGUUGUAAGGUUAAAUGAUUGCUUGGAAGACAGAGUGAAGCAAUUGGAAGAUUUGUUGUGGAAGAAGGAUGGGGAUAACCAAUUUGUGAAGAAGCGUAAUGUGUUCGACUUUCUUAGGGGUGUAAUAUGUGGUGCAUUGAUAGGUGUGGUUGUGUUUUGUAUAUUUGUGAUGGCUGUUUAG